UAUGUAUGGCUGUGCCUAUUUAAAGUGAUUUUAUGAGUGUUUUAUAAAAACAACAAGCAGAAUGCCGAGAGGUGAGAACAGGCCGAGCGUCCUAUUGUCUCGGGAAGAGAACGAACAGGUGUUUAGUCUCAUAGGUCCAAAAUGUCAGAGUCUAGCGACUGCCGUAGUACAGCUUUUCACCACGGAAGGGCCAGGCCACACAGAAUGGAAGAAAAAGGACACAGGUGUGCUCUGCCUGAUAAAGGACAACAGCAAACGAUCGUACUUCUUCAGGAUCUAUUGCUUAUACAGGAAGAUGAUGAUAUGGGAACAUGAGGUGUAUAUGCAGAUAGAGUAUAAGAGUCCAAGACCGUAUCUACAUACGUUUGAAGCUGAGGAAUACAUGACAGCGUUCAACUUCGCCAACGAAGAUGAAGCCAGAGUGCUCAGGAACAUACUUAUCGAGAAAAUCGAACUGCGGAAACAGAGGCGGGAAGAACGUAGACAGCGUUCCAUGCUAGCAUCGCGCGCUAACAGCUCGGCCUCGAGCACGCCGAACUUAUCCGCUCGCGUGAACGGCGUAGCACACACGCACAUGCCGCCCGUCGCAACGCCCGUACCUGCGCCCGCGCAAGUCAAGAGCAAUACAGUUUCUGGCAGUGGAUAUACAUUGAAAGGCAAGAAACAGAAAGCGCGAAAACUCACAAAGGCAGACAUCGGCGCGCCGCAAGACUUCAAGCAUAUAUCGCAUGUAGGAUGGGAUGCUGAUAAAGGCAGUGGAUAUACAUUGAAAGGCAAGAAACAGAAAGCGCGAAAACUCACAAAGGCAGACAUCGGCGCGCCGCUAGACUUCAAGCAUAUAUCGCAUGUAGGAUGGGAUGCUGAUAAAGGUAAAUAA
Messenger RNA from Colias croceus (clouded yellow), 877 nucleotides. RefSeq names its product wiskott-Aldrich syndrome protein-like. The record is from RefSeq and is a predicted model, not a curated record. Gene Ontology annotation, biological process: regulation of Rho protein signal transduction. Gene Ontology annotation, cellular component: plasma membrane. The coding region runs from base 62 to 877 and encodes 271 amino acids. The transcript is spliced from 6 exons. Gene Ontology annotation, molecular function: small GTPase binding. Lineage: Eukaryota; Metazoa; Arthropoda; Insecta; Lepidoptera; Pieridae.